AUGGCGCAGAAAGGCCGUUCAAAGGUUCAGGAUCUGCUGUUGAUGGAGAAGGAAGUGCAAGAACUAUGGGAGAAAGAACAUAUCUUUGAACAGGAUGCAGAUGAUAGUAAAAGAGCAGAAAAGUAUUUCGUUACAUUCCCUUAUCCUUACAUGAAUGGCUUUCUUCAUCUGGGACACACGUUUUCGCUUUCGAAGUGUGAAUUCGCUGUGGGUUAUCAGCGCCUGUUAGGUAAAAAAUGCUUGUUUCCAUUUGGCCUUCAUUGUACGGGAAUGCCCAUAAAGGCUUGUGCGGAUAAAUUGAAAACUGAAAUCGAGCGGUUCGGUUUUCCGCCAAAAUUUCCGGUCGAAAACACUUCAGACACGGUCGCUGGCGAGGACACGGAAUCCAAUGUAGAUAUGUUCAGGGACAAGACGAAAAGCAAAAAGAGCAAAGCCGUGGCGAAAUCAGGCGCUUCCAAGUACCAGUGGAACAUCAUGAAGUCAUUGCAGCUUUCCAACGAAGAAAUCCGGAAGUUUUGUGAUCCCGCACAUUGGCUGAGGUAUUUUCCACCGAUGGCUGUUACCCAUCUGAAGUCAAUGGGUGUAAAAGUCGACUGGCGGCGUACCUUUUUGACUACCGACGUCAAUCCGUACUAUGAUUCGUUCGUCAGAUGGCAAUUCCUUCGCCUUAAAGAGCGUGACAAAAUUUUUUUCGGUAAAAGGUACACGAUAUUUUCACCGAAGGACGGACAACCAUGUAUGGACCACGAUCGCAAACCCCAGGAAUACACCGGAAUUAAGCUACGCAUUUUGCAACCUUAUCCUGUUGCGUUGAACAGCCUUUGCCAGUCACAUUCAGUGUUUCUUGUCGCUGCCACCCUGAGACCAGAAACGAUGUACGGACAGACUAAUUGCUGGGUCGGUCCAGAAAUUAGAUACGUUGCGUUUUCUGCUGGAAAAAACGGCGACGAAGUUUUUGUGUGCACGCGAAGGGCGGCCAGAAACAUGCUGUUUCAAGAUCUGCUGCCUGGCAAUGAGAUCAAUAUUUUAGUUGAACUGCAGGGAAAGGAUUUAAUUGGAGCCAGAGUGAAGACGUGUUUGACGCCAUAUGACUCUGUCUACGUUCUACCGAUGAUGAACGUCCAUUACAAUAAAGGAACCGGAAUUGUCACCAGUGUCCCAUCGGAUGCCCCAGACGACUAUGUGGCGUUGCAGGACUUAAAAAGGAAAAAAGCUCUCCGCGAAAAGUAUGGCAUCGCUGACAGCAUGGUUUUGCCCUUUAAUCCGAUAUCAAUAUUGGAAGUACCCGGAUUUGGCACUGUUUCAGCGGUGACUGUUUGUGAGGAGUUGAAGAUCACCAGUCAGAACGAUCAGGAGAAGCUACAAGUCGCGAAAGAGAAAAUCUACCUGAAGGGAUUUUAUGACGGAGUGAUGCUAGUUGGUGAAUUUGUGGGAAAGAAGGUUCAGGAUGUGAAAAAGCUCAUUCAAAAGCAGCUGAUUGACUGUGGUGUGGCGAUUCGCUAUUACGAACCAGAGAAAGAGGUCAUAUCUAGGUCAGCCGAUGAAUGUGUUGUCGCAUUGUGUGACCAGUGGUAUGAAAUUUCGCUUGCGUACCUAAAGUAUGAAGACGAAGAGUGGAAAAAGGCAACGUCUAAGGCGCUGGAAAACCUGGACACUUAUUCAAGCGAGGUGCGCAGUAGCUUAGCUUAUACUGUGGACUGGCUGCACGAACACGCGUGUUGUCGUUUGUAUGGCCUCGGGUCACGCCUUCCAUGGGACAAGAAGUACCUCAUCGAAUCGUUGUCUGAUUCGACGAUUUACAUGGCAUUUUACACCGUUGCUCACCUUUUGCAGGGUGGAGUCAUCAACGGCAGCAAAAUCGGACCUCUGGGCAUUCGUCCUGAUCAAAUGACUCCAGAGAUGUGGGAUUAUGUGUUUCUGAAACGGGAACCGUAUGAAUGCUUGCACACGGAUAUCCCAAAGUCGAAGCUAGACCGGCUUCGUCGCGAGUUCGACUACUGGUAUCCGGUUGAUCUGCGCGUCUCUGGCAAAGACCUCAUCCAGAAUCACUUGACGUAUUACCUUUAUAACCAUGUAGCAAUGUGGCCUGAGAACCCAGAAAAGUGGCCAAAGAGUGUUCGUUCGAAU
Soboliphyme baturini is the source of this 2127-nucleotide messenger RNA. The record is from the annotation of a GenBank genome assembly. Lineage: Eukaryota; Metazoa; Nematoda; Enoplea; Dioctophymatida; Soboliphymatidae.